UGUUUUAUUUUUAGGAGUAAAAUGAGUGAACCAUUGAGGCUACUAAAAGUCAUUGUUGUGCAAGGGAAAAGACUAGUGAUCCGGGAUUUCAAGAGCAGUGAUCCUUAUGUUGUGGUCAAGCUGGGGAAUCAGACAUCAAAGACCAGGGUCAUUAAUUGCUGCUUGAAUCCUGUUUGGAAUGAAGAGCUGACUUUCACUAUGACAGAACCUUUGGGAGUUCUGAAUUUGGAAGUAUUUGAUAAAGAUUUUUUGAAGGCUGAUGACAAGAUGGGAAAUGCUUACUUGAACCUUCAACCAUUAGUCUCUGCAGCCAGAUUAAGAGAUAUUUUAGGGGUCUCCUCUGUUGAUACAACAUUGAGGAAGGUCAUACCGGAUAGUGAAAACUGUCUUGUGUGUGAAAGCAGUAUCAUUUGUGUUAAUGGUGAGGUGGUGCAGAAUGUUUGGUUAAGGCUUCGCGGAGUUGAGUCUGGGGAUCUAGAAUUGACGAUCAAGUUGAUCACUCCUGCUGCUUCCUCAUUAUAG
Messenger RNA from Gastrolobium bilobum, 522 nucleotides. Its product is annotated as protein C2-DOMAIN ABA-RELATED 11-like. The record is from RefSeq and is a predicted model, not a curated record. The transcript is spliced from 3 exons. The coding region runs from base 22 to 522 and encodes 166 amino acids. Lineage: Eukaryota; Viridiplantae; Streptophyta; Magnoliopsida; Fabales; Fabaceae.